Danaus chrysippus (African queen) is the source of this 603-nucleotide messenger RNA. The record is from the annotation of a GenBank genome assembly. Lineage: Eukaryota; Metazoa; Arthropoda; Insecta; Lepidoptera; Nymphalidae.
AUGUUGUCGUCAACGGAAAACAAUAUGCCUCCACCGUUUAUGGAUAUAAACAAUAUGCAUGACAUACCUCCACCGGAAGUGGAUUUCUCAGCUCCACCUCCCUAUGAAGUUGCGGCAAAUUCAAAACUGCCGACUUACGAGGAAGUUGAGAGGGAGAAACAAAUGGAAGAACAGGGACCACAACUACCUCCUCCCAACCACGCGACUUUAGCUGCCUACGUGACGGUGGAGGCGACUGAGGGUGUCUCUGAACAAUUGGAUCCAGAGAAUGGAUUGCUUGGAACUGAUAUUAUGUUCCUGACUUCGUUCUUUGUGGCAUUCCUCUUCAAUUGGAUCGGUUUUCUGUUGCUGAUGUGUUUCUGCCAUACUGUAGCCAGUCGUUACGGUGCGUUGGCUGGUUUCGGUCUAUCUCUGGCCAAGUGGACUCUCAUCGUGAAACAUUCUACUGAACUAGCCUCUCACGAGAAUUCGUGGUUGUGGUGGCUGAUAAUGGCUUUUGGUAUCGUGAUCUGUGUACGCGCGGUCGUACAAUACCUUCACAUCAAACGCGGCUGGCGACUGCUCUCUGGGACGGCCCAAGAGCGACUGCUGUUCUUCUAUUGA